CGCCGUUUUCAUUAUGCAACUUCGAAGGCACCAAGCCUGAGUAUUGCCCAAAGUUAUUAGAUCUCAUUGAUCUGGCAAACUUGCGGUCUCACCAUUACAAUGGCUACUCCAGUAUAUCUGGCCUUGAGCAGACCACAACACCUGUCCGCCAUAACCAAACUCCCCGCCUGCCUCCGCACAUUCUCUGUCCUCAACCGCCCAUCCCCAAACUACCCGGGCCACGUUCCGCUCACACAUAUCGAGCGCGGCGCACUUGCAAUCGGCUCCGCACUAUGGUCUUAUGUCGACCCAACCCGAGGCGACCUCAUCGCUGCCCUCGGCGAAGCCACUGCACAACCUUACUUUAUCACAAAGCUCCGCGACACUAUGCUCUCACAUCCCACAGGGCGACGGCUGCUCAAAGAUCGACCACGCAUAACAAGUAAGAGCUUGAACGUAGAGUAUCUGAGGAGCUUGCCAGAGAAUACUGUGGGAAGGGUGUAUGUUGGGUGGUUGGAUAGAGAGGGUGUCACGCCGGACACGCGGAGCGCGGUGCGAUAUAUCGAUGACCCUGAGUGCGCAUAUGUCAUGCAGCGAUAUCGCGAGUGUCAUGACUUCUAUCAUGCGCUAGUAGGGCUGCCUGUGAUUCGCGAGGGUGAGGUCGCGCUCAAAGCGUUCGAGUUCGCGAACCUGGGAAUUCCGAUGACGGGCCUGAGUGUGUUCGCAGUUACAACACUGAAGAGAAAGGCGUUUCAAAGGUUCUGGGAGGUGUAUGGACCGUGGGCGGUAAGGAACGGGGUAAAUUCUGAGAGCGUUUUGAACGUCUAUUGGGAAGAGGAAUUGGAAACGGAUGUGCAAGCUCUAAGAGAGCGAUUGGGCAUUGAGAUGCCACCAGACUUGAGGGAAAUUCGAAGGGCGGAACGAGAGAAGAGCAAGAAAGAAAAGGAGCGAAGCGCAAGUGCAGGUGCAUCGUAAACUUGUAAUGUAUUGCAAUUAGAGUAUGCAUUCCCUUGUACAUAUCUGAGCCAUACAGGCUAUGAACGAUUUUUUGACUCCCAACGCCAACCCGCCAAGAACACAGAUCUCGAGUAUGUUUUUCGAAGUCCGCUUAUAGGCCUUCGAGUAGAUCGUCAUCGUCAUCCCACCUCGAGCCCUUCCUUUGCACUGUGAUCUUCUCUUCC
Molecule: messenger RNA, 1160 nt
Organism: Pseudovirgaria hyperparasitica
Lineage: Eukaryota; Fungi; Ascomycota; Dothideomycetes; Acrospermales; Acrospermaceae
Product: ubiquinone biosynthesis protein COQ4, mitochondrial
Exons: 1
Coding region: 100-954 (284 amino acids)
Biological process (GO): ubiquinone biosynthetic process
Cellular component (GO): mitochondrion; mitochondrial inner membrane
Source: RefSeq, a predicted model, not a curated record